UGCAGCUGGCAGUGCGGCGGGCGCGGGCGCCUGAGCAGCGGCCGGCGGGGCCGGCUAUUAAUAACGCGCCCGUUGAGCCCGGGGUCGCGCAGCCAUGGCCAGCCCGGAGCUCCGGCGCGGCGGGGACGGCGCCGCCCAGGCCGCGAGAGAAACAAGAGCAGAGUCCAAUUCUCCUCUUCAAGAAGAGAAUCCUGAAUCCUGGAAUGAGUCCAAGACUGUGAACCCAGAAGUUACACUAUCUUCAGAGGGAACUGUGAACCUAGAAGACAUUCUUUACCUUGAUGACACAGGAGACUUUGAAGAGACACCGCUCUACGUAGAAGAGACAGAGAAGCCAGAGGAGACACUUUAUAUUGAGGAGCCCAGGCAGCCAGAGGAGACACUGUAUGUGGAAGAGCUUGCAAGUCCAGAAGAGUAUGUGGAAGAGAUUGUGAAGCCAGAUGAGAUACAGUUUGUGGAGCAGACUGCAGAGCCAGCAAAGAGUCCCAGCCCAGGGCUGAUUGUUUGUGAUGGAGAGAUGCUGGCAAAAGAAGAGAAAUGUUGCCCUGAGGAGAGCCUCAGAGCAGGGUUAAGCCCCAGCACAGAGGACAACCUAAGCAUGGCAGACCUGGAACUGCUAGAGGGCCGUUUCCAGCAGUGUGUGCAAGCAGUGGCCCAGCUGGAAGAGGAGCGGGAUCAGCUCAUCCAUGAACUUGUGCUGCUCCGUGAACCAGCUCUGCAGGAGGUACAGCAAGUCCAUCAGGACAUCCUGGCUGCCUACAAGCUGCAUGCCCAGGCAGAGCUGGAGAGGGAUGGGCUCAGGGAGGAGAUCCGACUGGUCAAACAGAAAUUGUUCAAGGUGACCAAGGAAUGUGUGGCCUACCAGUACCAGCUGGAGUGCCGCCAGCAGGAUGUGGCUCAGUUUGCUGAUUUCCGGGAAGUGCUAACUACUAGGGCAGCCCAGCUCUCGGAGGAACUGGUCCAACUCCGGGAUGCCUAUCAGAAGCAGAAGGCGCAGUUAAGGCAACAACUAGAAGCACCCCCAAACCAAAGGGAUGGGCACUUUAUCCAAGAAAGCCGCCGGCUGUCUGCCCAGUUUGAAAAUCUCAUGGCAGAGAACCGCCAGGGCCUGGAGGAAGAGUAUGAACCUCAACUGCUGCGGCUCCUGGAGAGGAAAGAAGCAGGGACCAAAGCUCUGCAGAAAACCCAGGCUGAGAUCCAGGAGAUGAAGGAGGCUCUGAGACCCCUGCAAGCAGAGGCCCGGCAGCUCCACCUGCAAAACAGGAACCUGGAGGACCAGAUCACACUUGUGAAGCAAAAACGAGAUGAAGAAGUGCAGCAGUACAAGGAACAGCUGGAGGAAAUGGAAGAACGACAGAGGCAGUUAAGAAGUGGAGUGCAACUCCAGCAACAGAAGAACAAAGAGAUGGAGCAGCUAAGGAUCAGUCUUGCUGAAGAGCUCUCAACUUAUAAGGGCUGUUUAGAAAUGUAUGGCCAAAUCUGUAACCCAGAAACAAAAAAAACUUAUUAGCAAAGGAUCACUGAAUACCCUUUUGACACACUUCUUCCCAAACCGACGAGAGUACCAGAAUUUGAUGAGCAAUUCACCUGUGGAAAUUGCAAAUAUUGGCUGAACUGUGUAAAAAGAUUUUAGGAGUGGCUGGAAGCAGAACACCAGUCAACUUUUAGCUGGAUCCUAUUUUGUAGGCUGCUGAUACUGAUCUCAAUACACUGAGGAAUGGAAAAAUGCCUUUUAUCUGCCAGCAGCAACCCUCACAUGCAGAGUAAAUGAUGAACGUAUGGACACAUCUUGAAAUAUUGUGAAAAAUGUAUUUUGC
Marmota flaviventris (yellow-bellied marmot) is the source of this 1817-nucleotide messenger RNA. RefSeq names its product syncoilin, intermediate filament protein (gene Sync). The record is from RefSeq and is a predicted model, not a curated record. Gene Ontology annotation, biological process: intermediate filament-based process. Gene Ontology annotation, cellular component: neuromuscular junction; Z disc; intermediate filament. NCBI's taxonomy places the organism in Eukaryota, Metazoa, Chordata, Mammalia, Rodentia, Sciuridae.